Molecule: messenger RNA, 360 nt
Organism: Arvicola amphibius (Eurasian water vole)
Lineage: Eukaryota; Metazoa; Chordata; Mammalia; Rodentia; Cricetidae
Gene: Rps27
Product: ribosomal protein S27
Exons: 4
Coding region: 44-298 (84 amino acids)
Biological process (GO): ribosomal small subunit assembly; translation
Cellular component (GO): cytosolic small ribosomal subunit; ribosome
Molecular function (GO): RNA binding; structural constituent of ribosome
Source: RefSeq, a predicted model, not a curated record
CGCUUUCGCUCCUUUCCGGCGGUGACGACCUCCUUACGAGAACAUGCCUCUCGCAAAGGAUCUCCUUCAUCCCUCUCCAGAGGAGGAAAAGAGGAAACACAAGAAAAAGCGCCUGGUGCAGAGCCCCAAUUCCUACUUUAUGGAUGUGAAGUGCCCAGGAUGCUAUAAAAUCACCACGGUCUUUAGCCAUGCACAGACGGUAGUCUUGUGUGUCGGUUGCUCCACUGUCCUCUGUCAGCCUACAGGCGGGAAAGCAAGACUGACAGAAGGAUGCUCCUUCAGGAGGAAGCAGCACUGAAAAGCAAACACCUGAUUCGAGAUGAGUGGGAGCCAUCCCAAUAAACACAUUUUGGAUAUAUA